Messenger RNA from Peromyscus maniculatus bairdii (prairie deer mouse), 3303 nucleotides. RefSeq names its product E74 like ETS transcription factor 2 (gene Elf2). The record is from RefSeq and is a predicted model, not a curated record. Lineage: Eukaryota; Metazoa; Chordata; Mammalia; Rodentia; Cricetidae. Gene Ontology annotation, biological process: cell differentiation; regulation of transcription by RNA polymerase II. Gene Ontology annotation, cellular component: nucleus. Gene Ontology annotation, molecular function: DNA-binding transcription factor activity, RNA polymerase II-specific; sequence-specific DNA binding.
UGCGCAGCGCGGGGCGGCGCAGCGCGGUUUUGUCUCGUCCUGGGGUGCGGAGCGGCUCGCGCGGUGGCCCGGGGAGGCCCCCUCGGCUUCCCGCAGGACGCCCGGCCAAACGGCGGCCGGCUGCGGCGUCUCGGCCCCGGUCUGUGGCCCUGAAGGGAAGGGCAAGGGCCACGGCGACGUGGAGGGAGAGCAGUAGUUCCAGAGAACUGCUGGUUUAGACUUUAGCUCUUGACGAGUUGUGAAAACAGUGAAGGAUGCUUAGACUACCUAACAUUCAAAUUACCCUCUGGUUAAUCAUCUUUAGAAGACUGGACUUCUGGAUGUCUAAAUUACUCCAUCGCUACUGAAUUAAACCAUGAAAAUGAAACCUAUAACUGGCCAUCAUCUGUGAGCCCUAAUCACAUUGACUCAUAGCAUUUGAAACUUGCUCAGGGAAUAAGCAAUGACAUCGGCUGUGGUUGACAGUGGAGGUUCUGUUCUGGAGCUUUCCAGCAAUGGAGUAGACAAUCGAGAGGGAGGUGACAAGGUCCCUGAGUAUCCAGCAGUGAUUGUGGAGCCAGUCCCCAGUGCUGGAUUAGAGCAGGGCUACGCUGCCCAGGUUCUGGUGUAUGACGAUGAGACUUACAUGAUGCAGGAUGUGGCGGAAGAACAAGAAGUUGAGACCGAGAAUUCGGAAACAGUGGAAGCGUCUGUUCAUGGCAGUAAUGCACACUGUACAGACAAGACAAUUGAAGCUGCUGAAGCCCUGCUUCAUAUGGAAUCUCCUACCUGCUUGAGGGAUUCCAGAAGUCCUGUGGAAGUGUUUGUCCCUCCUUGUCUGUCAACUCCAGAGUUUAUCCACGCAGCCAUGCGUCCAGAUGUCAUUACGGAGACUGUAGUGGAGGUGUCAACGGAAGAGUCUGAACCAAUGGACGCCUCGCCUAUUCCCACCUCACCAGACAGCCACGAACCAAUGAGAAAGAAAAAAGUUGGCCGCAAACCAAAGACCCAGCAGUCACCAGUUUCCAAUGGGUCUCCUGAGUUAGGAAUCAAGAAGAAAGCCAGAGAAGGAAAAGGAAACACAACCUAUCUGUGGGAGUUUCUUUUAGAUCUACUUCAAGAUAAAAAUACUUGUCCCAGGUACAUUAAAUGGACUCAGAGAGAAAAGGGCAUAUUCAAACUUGUGGACUCAAAAGCUGUCUCGAAGCUUUGGGGAAAGCAUAAGAACAAACCAGAUAUGAACUAUGAAACUAUGGGACGAGCUUUGAGAUACUACUACCAAAGGGGGAUCCUUGCCAAGGUUGAAGGGCAGAGGCUGGUCUAUCAGUUCAAGGAUAUGCCCAAAAACAUAGUAGUCAUCGAUGACGACAAAAGUGAGCCCUGCGCCGAAGACCUGGCCGCAGCCGCUGAUGAGAAGUCCUUAGAACGAGUGUCACUGUCUGCCGAGAGUCUCCUGAAAGCGGCAACUUCUGUGCGCGGCGGCGGCGGGAAAAACUCCUCUCUGAACUGCUCCAGAGCCGAGAAGGGGGUGGCGCGAGUUGUGAAUAUCACCUCCCCUGCUCAUGACGCUUCCUCCAGGUCUCCUCCCACCACAGCGUCUGUGGCCGCGGCAGCUCCCAGGACAGUUCGUGUGGCGAUGCAGGUUCCCGUGGUGAUGACAUCACUGGGUCAGAAGAUUUCCACUGUGGCAGUUCAGUCCGUCAAUGCCGGCACACCGUUAAUAACCAGCACCAGCCCAACGACAGCCACCUCUCCAAAAGUAGUCAUUCAGACAAUCCCGACCGUGAUGCCAGCCUCUGCUGAAAGUGGAGACAAGAUCACCAUGCAGCCUGCCAAAAUUAUCACCAUCCCCGCCACCCAGCUUGCACAGUGUCAACUGCAGACCAAGUCCAAUCUGACUGGGUCGGGAAGCAUUAACAUUGUCGGAGCCCCCUUGGCCGUGAGAGCACUUACCCCCGUCUCCAUAGCCCAUGGUACUCCUGUGAUGAGACUAUCUGUGCCUGCUCAACAGGCUUCCGGCCAGACUCCUCCUCGAGUAAUUAGUGCGGUCAUAAAAGGGCCAGAGGUGAAAUCGGAAGCAGUGGCCAAAAAGCAGGAGCAUGACGUGAAAACUUUGCAGCUGGUGGAGGAAAAAGGCGCGGAUGGGAAUAAGACAGUAACCCAUGUCGUGGUCGUCAGCGCGCCCUCUGCCAUUGCCCUUCCUGUGACUAUGAAAACCGAAGGACUGGUGGCCUGUGACAAAUGAACUGUGAGUGUCGGAAGGGAGUCACGGAGAGAAGCGGAGGAGGACUGUGAACAAUUGUGCAUAGACGAAAGCAAUUCGACUUACUGGAAAUAGUUACCUGUCCCAUGUUUCAGUGGGAAGUGAACUACACGUUGAGAUGCUGACAGAAAACUGCCUCUUAAAAUAGGAACAACUGAACCCUCCAUAAGACAAGACUGAAAGGGACCAAGCAGCCCACUACACUAUCAAGUCACACUAAGAGUUGGAACACUAACACCUGGAAGAGGUUACAUAGUUUUCAGUGGGGCGGGUUGGGAUGGGGAUGUCAUUGUUACAUAGAGCAAUUUUCGAUGCGUUUUAUAUGCAUACCAGCAAAUUCACUGUGUUGGCACAGUGCUCACUUAACUGGUGCUAUGUGAAGACUCUGCUAAGAUAGCUGUUCUAGAAUAUGAACUGAGUGGAUCCAAAAGCUCCAGGAGAGGAUAGCAAAGAGAUCUAGUGCGUUUUCUUGUUUUAUUUUUCGUUUUUGAAUAUAUAUAUCAUAUAGCUUAAGCUGUUUUAAAACAAAGGCCUUAGACUAAUUUUCAGUUUUCUUUCUUGAAAUAAGCUAAUGGCUUGUUUGUGUAAAGCUUUUUUAUUAAAGGAAAAAAUUUUAAAAAUCUUGUACCUAGCACAGUAUUGUUAUAGAAUUUACAUGUAACAUUUUAUAUGGUAGUUUAAGUCUGUUGGUUUCUUAAUUGUGAGGAAAUUGACUGUUGGCUCUGGCCCUUCACUGUAACAUACCGCGUCGUCGUUCAGUUCAGCCCUGGCGUCCUGCAGACACCUCAGUAUCAACCCUGUCAUUCUGAACUCCAGGCUCCGCAUGAACUCGUCAGGUAGCGCUCCUACCUGCUCUUGGUUUCCUUUCUCAUUCUCUUCCUUCUUUCCUCCUCCUCCUCUCUUUUUUCUGUUUUAGUUGGCGUGUAAGAGGGAAAGUACCAGUGUUCAGAUUUGAACUAUAAUAGUUUGUAUAUUCAACAUUUGAAGUAUAUUCUAUUUUGUUGUACUCUUGUUUCAAAGUGUAUUCAAGUAGGUUUUCUGAAAUAUAGAAGUGAAAUUUA